CACACACUCACACACACUGUACAUACGUCACACACGCAUACGCAGUACACACACAACAAUGGUCCAUUCAUAUCUUAAUGAUUUCGAGACCCCAUUCGAUUGUAAACAUAAAUACAUAAUAUUAUUACUAUUAUCAUGAUUAUUAUUAUCUCUUAGUAAGUUCGAUCACCCGAAAACAAGGUCGGCGGCGAGUAAUGAAAAAGAGAAAUCUGUUGUCUGAUCUCUAAAAGUCCUGGAUCUCAGAGCACUAGACUACAACUUUACUAGUACUAGAGCGGUUGUUAGUUGACCCGUCGGCCGCGGUUUUACGUUUGACAAGACUCGACUACACCGCCGUAAUCGUUUUUAUUCUUCCAUGGUCGGAGCUACACGCCACCAAGGGAAUCAUUGAACUCCACACCGAUUACGACUGGCGUGCCGCCCGACCACCACCAUCAAAUCAUGACCAUUUCGGUUCACAACAACGACUAAUCGUAACGAUGUGAUAAACACAAUACACAUUAUAUAUAAAUAUAUACUCAUACACACAAAAGCGUACACACACAACUAUGUAAUUUCGUAACGUUGUGUCGUUGUAGGUGUACGUGGAUUAUAUAUGUAUAUGUAUAAUAUAUAUAAAUAUAUAUAUACUUAUACAUAUAAAUAAUAUGAAUUGUGUGUGUGUUUGUGUGUGCGCGCGCGCGCAGCGUUUGUGUUCGUACUUCCAUAAUCGAUUGUAAACUCGAAUAAUUUGUCUAUAAUAUUGUUAUUGUUGUCGUCUUAGCCUUUGUCGUUGCCGUUGUUGUCGUUGAUGUUGAAGAUUUAAGUAUAACGCCGCAGUCGUGUCCGCGUCGGCGGACGCGCGACCGCCUGCCCGCCGAAGUACGGCCGAGUAAAAUGGCCCAAGCCCGAACGCGUUGAUCGUCGCCGGGCCAAACGAGACGACUGACACAGUUGGCGUGUGCGUGUGUUUGCAUGUGAGUGUUUGUUUGUGCCCAGACCGUCGGGUACUGGGAUUAUCCCACUAUCGGCACUAUCCCGGUCCUAAUCGCCAACACGUUCGUGCUUUAUCUACGGGCUUAAUGACUGGUUGACGAAUAAUAAUCUUUCAGAGCAUGACAUAUAUCAACAACGCAAUCAUGCUGAUCGAAGAAGAAGUCGCUGGCAACAUGUCGAACAAACACAACAGCAAGGUUCAAGAUAAAAAUAUUUGGAAAUCAUUGCGGACACACAUUUUAUCUCGGCGUGAGAAGAACAAACAAGCUGAAGUUGAUGCUGAAGUGCUAAGAAAAAAAAAAUGUGUAGAAUAUCAAAAAAUGCAAGAAAACAAAUUAUCAUUAGCACAGAUCAAUGGCCGUUUAUCUCAACUACGAGACAAACGUGAUGAACUUGAAGAAGAAAAACGUGCACUCUUGAAUCAGUCACAAGCUACUGAUGAUAGUAUGGCAACUGCUUUAGUAGUGCCUAAAACUGAGGCUAAUUGUGAACCUAUGAACAAUAAGACAGUAGUCACUAACAAUAUCAAUAAUGCUGUAGUUACAAAUCAUCGGCCGACCCCUUUACUUCAACAACAACAACAACAACAACAUAUAUUUAGACAACAGACUACAGCAGUAAAUGCACAGUCUGGUGCAGGAUCUCCUGCUGCAGGUAGCGGAUUAAGUCCAUUGGCACAACAGUCUUUGAUGAUGCACAAUUCCAGUACCAGUAACACUGGAGGUAGUAACCAAACAUUAUUGGUUUGUUCGCCAGCCACAAUAAAUGCUGCAAACAAUCAGAACAAUAAUGUGACUCGUUCUACUAUGUCAUUAGCAGCUUCUUUAUCUAGCACAAUGACUUUUACAAAAUUUCCGACGCUGUAUAGCAGUAGUACCACUCAUUUAUUAGCGCCGAAUGUUGGAACUAGUAACAAAAUGGGUAGAACACCAUCUCCACAACCCCAAACGAUACAGCAGCAAAACUAUCAACAGCCACAAAUUGUUGUACCUUUCCCUCCAUAUAAGCCAAUGAAUAGUGGUGGUAGUACUACUAGUAAUUUAAAUUCUACUGCUCCAGCUCCUGUAGUAAAUACCAUAAAUCAGUCAUUAGCUACUGGAACCAAUAGCAAUUAUCCUAUUGAAAAUUCAAAUAGACGUGGAAAUAGAGAUGACACUUCUCAGUCAUUUAAUAGAAAUGUCUGGAUAAACAACAAUUGCAACAAUAGUAACAAAAAUACGCAACCAAAUGUCAGUAAUUAUGGAUCAUUUUACCAAACUAAUUCUACUUCUGCAGUUAAUUAUUGUGUCAAUAAUGGCAUUUUGUCUUCAUUCCCCUCUUUAUCUUCAGUAAAUACUGUAUAUAGUUAUUCUGGGCCACCACCGCCACCGCCUCCCCCACCACCAAGAACAGAAUCGUCUAGUAGUGGUAAUUUAAUUGUGAGUACAGCUGGUGAUCAUGGAGCUCAGCAAAUACCAAAGCCUCCUUCUUCUCAUCAACACCAUCAACCUCAUCACCACGCACACUCCCAUCCACCUAUGUACAUGAGCCCAGGCAUUCGAAACCAAACUAGUAAUCACACAUAUCACCCUAAACCACCUCAUAGUGUCUACCCGGAUGAUAAGUCGGUACCUCCUCCGCCACCUAAUUUUUAUCAACAGCAAGGCAAUAGAAAUAUUCAUUUGUCAAAUACUACUACAGUCGCGUCACAACCACAUCAGAUGAAUCAAAAACCGCACAAUAUUGGUUAUCCUAUGCGACACCCCACAACUGCAUCUCCAGCUUCCCAACUCUCUCCAGCAAUUAUUCAGUCGUCUCAACAACACGCCUCAUAUACUGUUCCGACAAGUACAGUCACAGGGUAUUCAAAUAAACCGCCUGCCACUGUUGUUUCAACAGCCGAUAUUCCUAGAUAUCAACAACCACCACCUCAAACACCAAUGUCUAGACAUGAAUAACAAC
Molecule: messenger RNA, 2916 nt
Organism: Myzus persicae (green peach aphid)
Lineage: Eukaryota; Metazoa; Arthropoda; Insecta; Hemiptera; Aphididae
Product: hybrid signal transduction histidine kinase A-like
Exons: 9
Coding region: 1095-2912 (605 amino acids)
Source: RefSeq, a predicted model, not a curated record